Messenger RNA from Tetranychus urticae (two-spotted spider mite), 989 nucleotides. RefSeq names its product eukaryotic translation initiation factor 4E-1A. NCBI's taxonomy places the organism in Eukaryota, Metazoa, Arthropoda, Arachnida, Trombidiformes, Tetranychidae. Gene Ontology annotation, cellular component: cytoplasm; eukaryotic translation initiation factor 4F complex. Gene Ontology annotation, biological process: translational initiation. Gene Ontology annotation, molecular function: translation initiation factor activity; RNA 7-methylguanosine cap binding. The record is from RefSeq and is a predicted model, not a curated record.
AACCAAAGAUUAAUGUAGACUCGGCAGAUUUAAGUAAACAUCUAAAUAUUGUAGAGUCAAAUCUUUAAUUGUUCUAAUAUAAUUAAGUGUUAUCUUUUGUGAAAUUCAUUUUGAUAAUGUCUGCACCAGCUGAUCAACCAGAGGAAGAUAAUUCAAUUAUCGAUUUUGUCAAACAUCCUUUGCAAAAUGAAUGGCAGUUGUGGUAUUGGCGAGGUGAAAAAAAAGAAUGGAUUCUUAAUCUUCUUGAAGUAACUACAUUUAAAACUGUUGAAGAUUUUUGGGCCCUUUAUAAUCAUAUUGAAUUAGCAAGUAAUUUAAAAAUUGGUUCAGAUUAUUGCGUCUUUAAACUUGGGAUUAAACCAAUGUGGGAAGAUACUCGUAACACCAAGGGAGGCAGAUGGCUUUUCACUUUUCAAAAAAGUUUCAGUAAAGCGUUAGAUGAAAUGUGGUUGGAGGCACUUUUGUGCUUAAUUGGUGAUGCUUUUGGAGAGGAGAGUGAUCAAAUCUGCGGUGCAGUAAUAAAUAUCAGACGUGGUGUUGAUAAAAUUGCUGUUUGGACAUCAGACUAUAAAGAUGAAGCUGCUGUUAUGAAAAUAGGACGCAUUCUAAAGCAAAGGAUGAAUUAUAAUGCAAAAAUUACUUAUGAAGCUCAUGAAGACACUCAGAAUAAACAUGGACAAAAAUGGCUCUAUAUGGUAGAGUGAUAAUAAAUAUAAUAGACAAAGACCCUUUCAACCAGCAUUUUUCAACAUCCUUUCAUUUUGUCAUCCAUUCUCUCAAUUAUCAUGUUCAUCAUUCUCAUUGUAAUCAUCAUUCAUUUUUUUUCGCCUUCCAUUUGUCUAAAAUUUUUCUCUCUUGCAAUUACCGUAUUUAUUUAUUCAACUUAUCUCAAUAUAAGUUUGAUAUUUUUUACGGUUUGACGAUUUUCAAUGAUUGGGAACUUUAUUCGAGCAGUUAGCUCAUUACAUUAAAUCGUGUCAACUACAUUA